ACGUUACUGAGCACAAGCACGUUACUGAACCCAAGCACAUAACUGAGCCCAAACACGUAACUGCUCACAUUACUGAGUGUUUGAAGAACCUCGGAGACGAAGGAGGUCCAGGAUGUCAUAUAGACACGGUGCCGCGGGCAACGAACACAACUACACAACGUUAUUAUAACAAUUCCAUGCAAUGAAGAAAUUAAGGGAACCGCAUGAAACGUUGGCAGGAAAAUGUAAACAUUGUAGGAGCAGUGUGGGAGCCUGAGUGAGAUCCCGUUUUCUCGUGUGGUGUCAUCAACAGAAUUUUUGAAACCUCUAGGAUAAGUUCAAUGCUAAACUCCCCUCAGAGGACUGGACAAAUAAGCUAACCAACGCUCGGGGCAAAAACUAUUAGUGGUGAAUAUUUGUCGUGUGUCGGACAGCUGUUGAUAUAUUGACAAAUAAUGCAUUAGGACCUUUUUCCAGCGAGGCGCUUAGGGUAAGCGUGGCUUAAGAGGAACGCUGGAAUGUGACUAACCGUUGAGUGACCUGCCCUGAAGAUGGCGUGGGCGACACAAGAGAGUGGAGGCCUAGUGGUGACCUCCAGCCUCCCACUCAUCUCUCCCACCACCUCCGUCACCAUACCCGACCUCGAUACCGUGUUGGAGAACUCCAGUUACACGGAUAACUGGCAAAACUGCACAGAGCCUCUGGGACACGUUGACUUUACGGACAUAGGAAUGUUAUCGUCGCUGACCAUCCUGGUGCUCGUCAACGCUCUGGUUGUGGCCGGGAACUGCCUGGUGAUUCUAGCGGUGUUCCUGUCCAGCAAGCUCCGCACAGUUACUAAUCUCUUCAUCGUCUCCCUGGCCGUGGCUGACCUCCUGCUGGGGAUGGCUGUGCUGCCCUUCAGCGUGACGGUGGAGGUCUUCGACACCUGGCUCUUCGGCGAGCUCUGGUGCUCCGUCUGGCUGGCUGUGGACGUGUGGAUGUCCACGGCCUCCAUCCUCAAUCUCUGUGCCAUCAGCCUCGACCGGUACGUGGCGGUGACGCGGCCCGUGUCCUACCCAUCGCUGAUGACGUCGUCCAGGGCUAAGCUGCUCAUCGCCUCGGUCUGGAUCACUUCCUUCGCCAUUUGCUUCCCUCCGCUCGUCGGGUGGAACGACCGACACAAGAACCUUGUGUCGGCGUCUUCGGCGGCGUCCGACACAGGCCUGGACGACGCUGUGUCAUGCCACCUCUCCUGUGAGCUGACCAAUGACACCGGAUACGUGGUUUACUCAGCCCUCGGUUCUUUCUUCAUCCCAAUGCUUGUGAUGCUCUUCUUCUACUGGAAGAUCUACUGCGCCGCCGCGGAGACCACGCGGGCUAUCAACCAGGGCUUCAGAACCACUAAGAGCAAGAGAAUCCUCGGUAGCCGCUUCCAGGAGGAGCGGCUGACCUUGCGCAUCCAUCGCGGCCGUAAUUCAGUCCAGGAACACCGUAGCAGCUCAGAGGAUCGGCGGCACAACGGCCAGAGCAACAACCACCACAGAAAAAACAGCCAGAAAGGUAAAGUAAGCAGCAUCAAGAUGAAGAACCUCAGACCUCAACUGAUCAUGAAGUCCAGCAUCUCUCUCCCGCCGGAUAUGAAGUACGACGGCAACAACUUCGCUUUGUCAGAGCGGUGUGACUUGUGCAACGCCCAGUGUUCCAGGGACCACACCAACGUUGACCUCCUCUCCGUCAGCCGGAACGACACCAGCAAGACGGACUCUUGCUUCACCGUCGACACUAACUUCUCCGAGAUAGACUCGACGUCUCAAAGACACCACCCGGGCAACCUGACCCCCACUUCCGACUGUGGGCCUUCCACGCCCUCAAGCCUCAAGACUAGGAGGUUCCACAGUCCAGAAGGAGAGACCCGGAGGUAUCCGAGUCAGGAUGGCGAGACUCAUCAUCCAGGACCUGUGAGAGGCCGGAGCACCGCCACCUCCAGGAUGGGGCGACGGAACAUUAAAGUACAAGUGAAAAGGUUCCGCAUGGAAACCAAAGCGGCCAAGACUCUGGGGAUCAUCGUCGGGGUCUUCAUCCUCUGUUGGUUACCCUUCUUCACCAUGUACUUGGUGAGGGGGUUCUGUCCCACCUGCAUCCCUCCUCUCCUCUUCUCCGUCUUCUUCUGGCUGGGCUACUGCAACUCUGCCAUCAAUCCCUGCAUAUACGCACUCUUUAGCAAAGAUUUCCGAUUCGCGUUCCAGAAUAUCUUGUGCAAGUGUGUUUGCACGAGGGAGGUGAGGAAAGCCCUGCCCGCCCACCACCAUGCUAUAUACAUUCCCUCAUACGACAGAGACAAUGAAAGUGACGAGGAGGAACAUAAGAGGUAGCUCAAGUAGCUGCUCACUUUCUUCAUAUUCAGAAAACAUUUUACCUGGAGUAUUCCAGUUCUGGACUUUAAAAAAAAAAGUGACUUUGACUCCUGAGAAACAGAUACUAAAGCCACUACCGCGGGAACAGUGUGACCCCUGGUGGUCGACCCUUACAGUAUAGUGAUAUUUGGAUUUGCUGUCUGACGACCCAAUUGGGAGGCUGCCUCCCUGACGAGGUGACACGUCGACCUCACCUCACCUCACCUCUUGCGGGCACUGCCAACUCCUCUUCCUCACUGCUGUCAAACCACAUGGUUACAUAAACUCUAUAUUGGCAACCAACCAAACAUUUCAAAUGACAGUUUGGCCAGUCAUUCAUUCAUGUUUGUAUAUUUUUACUCAUUGUUUAACCUUCAAAUAUCCUUUGCCAGAUAAUAUCUAUAUAUCACAUUCAUUCAUAUUUGUAAAUAAAUAAAUAAUACACGUGGUUAUCUGCCAAUCAUCUUUUAUAAUAUCUAUCAAUCUAUCAACGUAUCCAUUCUCCGGGCAUCCUUCAUGGCAUGGGGCCAAGUGCCCACUGUUACAUGGGCAGCUCACCACACAGACUAAGACGUCGCCAUGAUAAAGUAGAUGACUCUGAGAUGUGACAUUGAUCUGUUUGUUUGACGUAUUCGACAUUUGACAUACACACGACAUAUGAUGUGUGUAUGACGCGUGUAUGUAGUGUGAAAGGUGACGCAGGUAGAAGUGUGUGUGUACUCACCUAUUUGUGCUUGCGGGGGUUGAGCUUUGGCUCUUUGGUCCCGCCUGGGUAAGGUUAGAGUCAGGUCCGUCCCUGCCCUGACCGGCAGGGACGGUCAGGGCAGGGUAAACACACCUAUAUUCAGUUUUAUGUAGGUGUGUUUGACCCUAUAUGGUUUAUGUGGCGUGGGGAGUGUGACGUAGGGAGUGUGACGUGGGGGUGCUGAGUGUGGCGUGGGUAUAUAACACAGACGUAACACCUUUCAGGCGCCCUGAGCCUCUAGCAGGAAUUAAUAGAGCAGCCAGGCAGAGGAAGAGGUCGACGUGUUGACGCUAAAGUGAGCGAGAGGUCGACGUGUUGACGCUAAAGUGAGCGAGAGGUCGACGUGUUGACGCUAAAGUGAGCGAGAGGUCGACGUGUUGACGCUAAAGUGAGCGAGAGGUCGACGUGUUGACGCUAAAGUGAGCGAGAGGUCGACGUGUUGACGCUACGUCGACACUGCCAGAGGAACGUGAUAAAACAAAACACUAGAGAACACCAAAAUGCGACGUUACAAGCACAACAAAACAACACACAAAGUUGAACACGAGUGAGAAUGUGACGUACAGAAUGCAAUGCAAAAUAAAACACAAAAAAAACAUGAAAUCAAUAUUGCAAAGAAAAUGAACUUAAACGAAAGACAAAAAUAAAAAACAUUCUUGCUCUCGAAUCUUCUGGGCUUCAAGAGUAUUACCAAAUGUUUCCUAGUCAAAUGCAUAUUAUGUUUACAAACUUCUAUGCCAAAAGGGUAAUGAAUUUGUAAGCUGUGUACCUUAAGAGUGCGCGAGUUAUUGGAAAAAAACAGUAAAAAAAAGACGUUGAUUACAAGAAACAGAGAAGUGAGAGUUGAGAAAGCCGGAAAUAGUUUGAAAAGUCAAGAGAUCUUAAUGAGAAACAAUGAGUAAAUUAUGAGAAAAAUAUAAUCAGUAAGUGUUCAUCACAGAGCAUACACACGUGUGAUAUGUAAACAUUAACACCUGUCUGGCCUUAUUACAGACAGGUGUGUGACGCAGUGUGCAAUGCAAUAACUCCUUACAGGGCGAUACAGGUGUGAGAUUGGUUUUUUAUAAAGUAAUGAAUUAAAACAUGGCUACACACCAGGGCAAACUGGUCUGAAGCGCAAGUGACACUCCUAGUCAUGUGUUCAUGACUCACACUCCAGAAUUGACGAAACAAAUAUAAAACAAACAAAAUAUAUAUAUAUAGAUGUAUAUAGAAAAAAAAAUCAAAUUAAUAUUAAAUGGGUAAAAUAUUCACAAAAAGCAAUUCACAAAUGUAGCCGAAAAUACCUGGUAUGGUAUAUGUGUGUGUGUGUUAAACUGUGAAAAAACUAUUAUAUAU
Procambarus clarkii (red swamp crayfish) is the source of this 4437-nucleotide messenger RNA. NCBI's taxonomy places the organism in Eukaryota, Metazoa, Arthropoda, Malacostraca, Decapoda, Cambaridae. The record is from RefSeq and is a predicted model, not a curated record.